Chenopodium quinoa (quinoa) is the source of this 2103-nucleotide messenger RNA. Its product is annotated as CCR4-NOT transcription complex subunit 11-like. Gene Ontology annotation, cellular component: CCR4-NOT complex. The record is from RefSeq and is a predicted model, not a curated record. The transcript has 12 exons. Gene Ontology annotation, biological process: mRNA catabolic process; negative regulation of translation. Lineage: Eukaryota; Viridiplantae; Streptophyta; Magnoliopsida; Caryophyllales; Amaranthaceae. Bases 263 to 1561 code for a protein of 432 amino acids.
CCUCAGUCAUUAAUGGCACUCGGUGAAUUUUUGUAAGACUCGGUGGCAUUUGGUGAAUUUGGAAAAGACUCAUAACAUUCGGUGAAUUUCGCAAUUGCUUACUGGCAUUUGGUGAAAUAGCCGUAUUUUAAAUUUAGUUUGUUAAAGUAAAGAGUUUCGAAACGCCUAAAAACCCAAAUCAUUUCCUUUCUCUUCUACCCUCCUUCCCCUUCUGCACUUUCUCUCUCCUCUGCACUUUCCGACGAACCCAAAUUUCGCGACGAUGAUCAGCGUCGAAGAAUCGAAAGCGUUGUUUGCGCUUCUGAAUUCAGAACAAAGGUCUUUCGAUGAAGUUAUGGCGGAUUUCACCUCGAAAUUCCCUUCAUUUCUCCAUUUCAGGAUAUGCACUGCUCUCGCCACACUUAUCGAGGACAAACCCAUGCUUUUUUCGAGUCAACGUCUAUACGCAAUCUGUAUGCUCUAUCAGGCAUAUUCUUCUCAGCAACCUUCAGAAAAUCCGUUCAUUUCCCUUUUGGUCAAUAUUGCAUCUGAUGAAGAAGGUGCCAAAUAUGAGAGGGCACUGAUUCUCCACUUGUUGGGAUCAGCUGGCAACGAGAUUAACAAGGAGGUUCUCAAACAGUCCGCUUCAGACUAUAUUAAAGGCUUUGAUCCUUCAUCUAUUACUUUCCCAGCUCGUGAACAGCUGCAAGAGCAAUUUUGCAAUAAAGUUCUUCCAGAGCCUUAUAACUGCCUAUUUAAGAAUGCUUCUGUCAAAAAUGUGAUUCCAGAUCCGGAUGUGCCACCUCAAUGUGAUGUGACUUCAGAAGAAUUUGACCUCCAACCUGGAGCCAAACCCAAAAUAGGAUCUGGUAAUAGAGAUGAAACAAUAACAGGGCUAUUACAAAAUCUAUCUCUAGAGGGGCUAGAACCUAAGUGGAUGAGGCCUCUUCCACCGAGGUUUCCUCUUCAAGAUGGGGAGCUGGUUUGGCUCAACCCUGACAAUAAUCAUGAGCUUUUAUGGGAUUAUGGCAUGUGUGCGGAUACAAGUAGAGGAGCAGCUGUGAGAGAUUUGAUUGCAAAGGCUUUGAAAGGUCCACUUGCUCCUGCGCAACAAGAGCAAGUUCUGGUGGAAUUGGCAAAUGAUCCUAAGCUGGUCUAUCACUGUGGAUUGACUCCAAGAAAGCUUCCUGAAUUGGUGGAAAACAAUCCCCUCAUAGCAGUUGAAGUUCUUAUCAAACUGAUGAAUUCACCAGAAAUUUCAGACUAUUUCACAGUUCUUGUCAACAUGGAUAUGAGUCUACAUUCUAUGGAAGUUGUAAACAGGCUUACAACAGCAGUGGACCUUCCUACUGAAUUUGUGCAUAUGUACAUAACAAAUUGCAUAUCCUCUUGUGAAAACAUCAAGGACAAAUAUAUGCAGAACAGACUUGUCAGACUUGUAUGCGUCUUCUUACAGAGCUUAAUACGUAAUAAGAUUAUCAAUGUUCAAGAUCUCUUUAUCGAAGUUCAGGCCUUCUGUAUUGAGUUCUCCCGGAUAAGAGAAGCUGCUGGUUUGUUCAGGUUACUCAAAACCUUAGAGUGAUCUACGGAAGGUUAAGUGAAGUUAUUUCAUUGCACUUUAUAAUCUUGACCGUCAAUCCGAAUUUUGUUUGAUCAUUCUUGUAUAUACUGACAUUACCCCUCAUAGAGGUUCUUUGGUCGUUGUAUCCUUAUUCCGAUAGGCACAGGAUUCUUGUUGUAAAGAGUUUAGAGCAGGGACUGUUGUAUUUCAAGCUUAUCUUUAGUUAUAUUGGAGAAAAUGGCAAUGCCAAAUCAUAUUUUUUUGGCCUGCCAUUGUUCCUAGGCGAGGUUUGGAAUGACAUCAUUGCAGUUAAGAUCUCAAAGAUUCGAUUUUCCACUGUUUGUCCAUUGCCCCAUCUUGCGGACUUUAGUCUAAAUUUUGGGAUUUUAAUAUUGACAUAAUCCCCUCCAAUAAAGCCUCGGAUACUUUCUUCUCUUCAAAGGAUUGGCUUGUUUAAGCAUAAUGCAUCGUGGUCGUUUGAUCAAAUGUAAUGCAUUGUGGCCGUUUGAUUAAAUGUAAUGCAUUGUGGUUGUUUGAUUAAAUGUAUUGUGGUCGUUUGAUUA